Fusarium redolens is the source of this 786-nucleotide messenger RNA. RefSeq lists its product as uncharacterized. Lineage: Eukaryota; Fungi; Ascomycota; Sordariomycetes; Hypocreales; Nectriaceae. The transcript is spliced from 3 exons. The record is from RefSeq and is a predicted model, not a curated record. The coding region runs from base 1 to 786 and encodes 261 amino acids.
AUGGCUACUAUGUUUCCAACAGACGUUGCAGUUCCUGCUCAUGAGGACAGAGACGUCCCACGAACUUGGCAAUCCAGCCAUGGUUCGACAUUUAAAACAGUUGUCCACAGCGACCGAGACAGCGAGAGUGGUGUCAAGACAGAGACACUGUGGGAGACGAUGAAUCCAUAUUCGAGUGAUCGAGAUGCGACACCUGUCGCUACUACAAACAACUAUACUACUUAUUCUACUGCGACUCCUACUGGCAGCCAGAGCUCUGAUUCUCUGGCUUCAACAUUACACCACUCCGGUGGUCUAUCAGACGGAGCUAUAGCUGCUAUAGUAAUCGGUGUUCUCUUCGGCUUAGCCAUUAUAGCCCUGGCAACAUGGCUCUUGGUUCGAAAGUCACGAAGACGCUCAAGAGUGACCCAAGUUACUACUCCGCAGACCCCGAUCUACAGUCCUUCACCACCUAGUUCCCCAUUACCAACACCUCCUCCUCUAACAGAAUCGGGUAACGACCGGAUUUCGAGCUUAGAGGAUUCAUGGGUCAGUUAUGGCGACCGUGUCCGAUCACCUACGCCUCAGCCCGCAGUGGCGGAGAUGAGAAGCUUUACUCGAGCGUGGCAGAAGCCUCGGGCAUAUACUAUUAGCAGAGGCCGUAUGACUGAGGCGCAAGGCUCAGAAGGCUCAGAGCCUCCGCCAAGUCCCGAUGAUGAUAUGUCACCUAUCUCACCUAUGUCUCGAGCUGGUUCUUCCCAGGGUGAUCGACGUGUUAUAGGACAGGGGAAGGUCAAGGCAAUUUAA